Messenger RNA from Bubalus bubalis (water buffalo), 1006 nucleotides. It is a transcript of the gene SFT2D3, whose product is annotated as SFT2 domain containing 3. NCBI's taxonomy places the organism in Eukaryota, Metazoa, Chordata, Mammalia, Artiodactyla, Bovidae. Gene Ontology annotation, cellular component: membrane. Bases 14 to 655 code for a protein of 213 amino acids. The transcript has a single exon. Gene Ontology annotation, biological process: vesicle-mediated transport. The record is from RefSeq and is a predicted model, not a curated record.
GCCUCCAUCCAGCAUGGCGGACCUCAACCGCCAGCUGCAGGAAUAUCUGGCGCAGGGGAAAGCGGGCGGCCCUGCGGCCGCGGAGCCACUGCUCGCAGCGGGAGAGGCGAAGGAGUGCGCGGCGGGGGCCGGGGCGUGGUUCAGCCGCGCGGGCCUGCGCUGGACGUGGACACAGAGCCCCGCGGAGCCGGCGGCGGGACAGACGUGCCUGCCCAGCGUGACGCGCACUCAGCGGCUGGCGGCGAGUGGCGUGUGCCUGCUGCUGGCUGCGCUCUGCUUCGGCCUGGCCGCACUCUACGCGCCUGUGCUGCUGCUGCGCGCCCGGAAGUUCGCGCUGCUGUGGUCGCUGGGCUCGGCGCUGGCACUAGCGGGAGGCACACUACUGCGAGGCGGCGCAGCGUGUGGACGCCUGCUGCGCGGCGAGGAGGCGCCCUCGCGGCCCGCGCUGCUCUACGUGGUUGCGCUAGGCGCGACGCUGUACGCGGCGCUGUGUUUGCGGAGUACGUUGCUCACAGCGCUGGGCGCCUGCGCACAAGUGGCCGCACUGCUGGCCGCGUUACUGGGCGUGCUUCCCCGGGGCGCGGGCACCGCUCUGCGCAUCACGCUCGGGCGCUUGGGCCCGGGCGCCGCCCUCGCCAAGGCGCUCCCCGUUUGAGGCCCGCGCCGUCGGAAGGACGCAGAAUCCGUCCCCAGGAUGCGCCAUCGAGGGGACACGGACAACCGGUUCUAGGCCCAGCACCAGCCAAACCAAGGACUGCGCCUGUCCGUUCCCAGACCGCACUGGGUAGAAGCUGCUCCUUUACUGUGCCAGCGAACUGUAAACUGAGACACAAGCAGUUUGGGAAGCUCCUCGAUUUCUGCAUUUUGUGCUACACUCGGCAGCAAGUGCUGUGAAAACCAGAUUUUGUUUUGAAUUGGUGAUAGGACGCUAUGAAUAUUAGUGAUAAAUUGUUUUUGCGUUAACUGUGGUCUUAGAUUACACUCAGUAAAAAGAGUAAAUAGCUUU